Notothenia coriiceps (black rockcod) is the source of this 2822-nucleotide messenger RNA. Its product is annotated as nuclear factor 1 A-type. Lineage: Eukaryota; Metazoa; Chordata; Actinopteri; Perciformes; Nototheniidae. The transcript has 2 exons. Gene Ontology annotation, cellular component: nucleus. Gene Ontology annotation, molecular function: DNA-binding transcription factor activity, RNA polymerase II-specific; RNA polymerase II cis-regulatory region sequence-specific DNA binding. The record is from RefSeq and is a predicted model, not a curated record. Gene Ontology annotation, biological process: regulation of transcription by RNA polymerase II. The annotation marks the transcript as partial.
UUUGGAAGGCUUCCUGUUCCUUUUCAAUUUUCAGAGUGAGAUGUUAUUACUUUGUUCGCUGACAUAGCCAAACAUGUAUUCCCCACUUAUUAUUAUUAUCCUGUGUUAUUGGUUAUUAAACAGUCAUUUAUUACUCUAAAAGGGCCUUGUACUGCAGAAUAAUUACUUUUUGAGUAAGCCGUAAUAUUCCUGUACUUAACUUAAUAUUUUAAGUGCAAAACAUCCACCAAACAAAUAAGUAUAACCCUUUCCUCCAGUUAACUGUGUUCCAAUUCUGAGUUUUCUGAGGGCUAAACUUCAAGUUCAGGAGGUUUUUUUAUCACUCAAAACUAUAUAAAACGCAGUUGAAAUAAAACGUUUUUUUGAAAGGGACCAAAGAGAGCACAACAUCUCAAAGACAAACCAGAAAAAAUGAAAGGAUUCCAGGUGCAUCCCAACAUUUAUGCUCAAAUAACAUUUAUAGAGCAGAGAGUGAUUCAAUAAAUAAAAAUGUCUAUGCAAAGUAAAUACUUACUCAUAAACAUAGUAAAAUACUCAAGAAGCAAUACAAAAGAAUGUGAGAGCUGAUUGGCCAUUUCUAAUUAUGAUCUCUGUUCUCAUUGAUAUUAUAUAACUUUGUGUAACGUGAAUCUGCUCCAACAACCUCAGAAAAUAACAAGUUAAUAAAACAUGAUUUGUGUGUUUGAGGCUUUAAUUACAGAGAAAGUAAUAGAGUGUGUCCCUGCAGUGAGUGGAUCCGGUCAGAUCUCCAUAGAUCACUUCUGAUCAGCUGUCAGCUUCUUAUUGACUUCCCACCGGAGCGGCUGUUUGCGUUUGAGCAGAGAGGCAUUUAACGGUUUACGGGGUUCCGGAGUGGCAUUUGGACACGAGGUGUAGCACCGGAUAGGAGUUUGUUUUCCGUCUCGUAACGGGACAGGACAAAUAAAGCAGCCUGUGGAGUGAGAGGGAGCCGCAGAGCUACAGCUGGACCCCGAGAGAGGCGGUCAGGUGCGGUGUUACCAUCCAAAUUUGUGCAAAAGACGCGGGAGAAACAACUUCAUUUACUCUGUUGGAUUAAAUCAAUGUCUUCCUCCUAAUGAAAAUAAACCAUUAUACACCAGUUGGUUGUUCUGCUGCCCACCGGAGCCAGUCAAGUCUUUAUAAACGCACUGAAAUCAGUUCGUGCAUACUAAUCGAAACUAAUCCAUAAUUCCACACAGUGAUCAGUUCCUCGGGAACACGGAGCACACACACUCUCACACACAUCAGCGGCGUCACCGGGUUGUACUUGUGAAACUGCGUGAGGAGGAUCGAUGUUUCCCUCCUGAUCAAUAAGCAGAGUGUGUGAUCAGUUCGGGCUCUGCAGGGUCAGUGCGCACAGUCCACGGCCGCACACACACCGAGCAGCCGGGCAGCGGAGCGAGUGGAGGACCGGAGCCGGAGAGCAGACAGGAGAGCAGCGGAGAGGAGGUGGCGCUCCGUUCUGCGUCCGGGACACACCGACUCACUCUCUCUCCCCCUCCCUCUCUCUUCUUUACCGUCUCCUCCUGUUGGAGAUAACAUUAACGGAAAGCAGCUGUCGGUUGUUUUAGAGGCGAGGCGGCCGUCUGGCAGCUCAGGGAUCCCGUUGUGCCCUUUCUUUCUUCCUCCCCAGUUAUCUUUCUCCGCCGACACUACUGCACCGCGCACACCGUCCCGAGCACCGAGGAGCCGCACCAUCGCACGCCGGCCACAGCGCGCCGCAGCACGGAUAGACAUGUUGCUGAGGUCCGCUGGUCACCGAGAAUCUCCGGCGGUUUGAAAUGCAGUUUCGGGACAAUUUGGAGAUUAGCACCAUCCAACGGCACCGGCCGCACUCGCCUCAGCACCGACACCACACCGGACUUCCCUGUGAUUUACAUUUUUUUUAAUUUUCAGUUUUCAUAACGGGGCUUUGCUCUUCUUGCUGGAGAUGUUCAUCGUGUCAGGACAGAAAGUUGUGCGCUCCCCGGCGGAGGGCCUCUAACAGGUCCGGACAGUACAUGUAACCUGAGGCGGGGUCAAAGUUCAGCCCUGGUUGGAAAUGUGAAAGCGAAGGGGGCAAAAGGAGGGCUCUGUUUCCCCUCUCUCACUCCUGUUUUCUGUUCCUUCCUUUUUCACACACAUAAACACACACACACACACACGCGCGCACACACACACACACACACACACACACACACACACACACACACACACCGGCUGGAGUUACAGUAACCUACACACACAUAAACACACGCCUUCCAGAUCUAAGAUUAGAUCGACAGAUAUGUAUUCUCCGCUAUGUUUAACACAGGAUGAAUUCCAUCCUUUCAUCGAGGCCCUGCUCCCCCACGUCCGGGCCUUCGCCUACACAUGGUUCAACCUGCAGGCCCGCAAGAGGAAGUACUUCAAGAAGCAUGAGAAGCGCAUGUCCAAGGAGGAGGAGCGUGCCGUGAAGGACGAGCUGCUGGGCGAGAAGCCGGAGGUCAAACAGAAGUGGGCGUCUCGCCUCCUGGCCAAGUUGCGCAAGGACAUCCGGCCCGAGUUCAGAGAGGACUUUGUGCUGACGGUGACGGGGAAGAAGGCUCCGUGCUGUGUGCUCUCCAACCCUGACCAGAAGGGCAAGAUGAGGAGGAUCGACUGCCUGCGCCAGGCGGACAAAGUGUGGAGGCUGGACCUGGUCAUGGUGAUUUUAUUCAAAGGGAUUCCCCUCGAAAGUACUGACGGGGAGAGGCUGGUAAAGUCUCCUCAGUGUUCAAACCCCACCCUGUGUGUGCAGCCGCAUCACAUUGGAGUUUCAGUUAAGGAGCUGGAUCUCUACCUGGCCUACUUCGUGCACGCCG